This is a messenger RNA of Oryctolagus cuniculus (rabbit), 1814 nucleotides long. It is a transcript of the gene LRRC73, whose product is annotated as leucine rich repeat containing 73. The record is from RefSeq and is a predicted model, not a curated record. NCBI's taxonomy places the organism in Eukaryota, Metazoa, Chordata, Mammalia, Lagomorpha, Leporidae. Gene Ontology annotation, molecular function: protein binding.
GUGCGUGGUGACGCGGCCGUUGCCAUGGGAACCCGCCGCCUGCUCCGGCGCAGGGGCUGAGGCUGGAGCUGCAGCCCGCCGCCGCCGGCCUGCCAGCUCCUGGCCGUCCUGCUAGUCGUGGGGCCGGGCCCCUGGGGCGGCAGGGGGAGCCGAGCCAGAGAGAGGCAAGAAGCGGGUUCUGCCUACGAGGGAGGACCGGUCCUUCACGUGCCAAGCCGACGCGCGUGAGCGGCCGCCGCACCGGCGAGGGACGAGGACAAGCGGGAUCGCGUGCUCCCACCCGCAGCCCAGACACGGACAAGCACGGUCCGCUGCAGCCCCGGCGCCGCUCGGCCUCAACCUGGUCUGCGAUCUCGGCGCCUCCGCACCCCGGCAGGCUUGGGCUCCGGCCGCGGCCCCGGCGCUCUUCUCCGCCUCCGCCGCCGCCACAGCCUCCGCCCCCGCCGCAGCCGCCGCCGCAGCCUCUGCCUCGGCCUCCUGCCCAGCUCCGGCCGCGACCCUAGCCGGGGCCGCGACCCCGACCCCGGUCCCGGGCUCGCCCGAGGCGCCGCCGGCCCCAGCCCCGGCCCGGGCUCCGCCGGCCUGGCCUUGGGCACGAUGCUGCCCAGCUCCAUUCAGAUUUCGGGGGAACCUCUGUCGGGCGCCGAGGUGCGAGACAUCUGCCGCGGCCUGCGCGACAACGCCGUGCGCCUGCUCUCCCUGCGCGGCUGCCGCCUCUGCGACCGCGACUUCGGCCGCAUCUGCCGGGCGCUGGCUGGGGCCACGUCCCUGGCGCAGCUCAACCUUAACCUGGGCGUCGUGUCCAGCCCCAGCCGCAUCAAGCAGCUGGCAGAGGCGCUGCGGACCAACCGCUCCAUCCAGUCCCUCUUCCUGCAUGGGAGCCCCCUCACAGACGCCGGGCUGGCCUUGCUGAACCCUGCCCUGGCCCUCCACCCGGCCUUGGUGGCUCUGGACCUGGGGGACUGCAUGCUGGGUGAUGAAGCCAUCAACCUCAUCUGUGGCCUCCUCCCUCCAGACGGGGCCAAGUCUGGCCUGAAGGAGCUAACGCUGAGCGCCAACCCUGGCAUCACCCCUAAGGGCUGGAGCCGCCUCGCCAUUGCCGUGGCCCACAGCUCCCAGGUCCGCGUCCUCAAUCUGGACUACAACCCGCUGGGGGACCACGUGGCAGGGAUGCUGGCUGUAGCUGUGGCCUCGAGCCGCACCCUGGAGGUCCUAGACUUGGAGGGCACAGGGCUCACCAACCAAUCAGCUCAGACCCUGCUGGACAUGGUAGAAAAUUACCCCACGGCGCUGCGGAGCCUAGUGUUGGCUGAAAACAGCAUUAGCCCAGAGCUCCAGCAGCAGAUCUGUGACCUCCUCUCUGAGGGGGAGGAAGAGGAGGAAGUGGCAGGAGGGUCUGGCGACACCCAGGAAUGGGAGAGAGGGCGGGAGCCUGCUGCCCAUCGGGCGGGCGGCAACUCCUGGAUGUGCCCCAGCGAUCCCAGCUCUCAGAUGGUGCUAAUGACGUCAGGACUAGGGGACAGUCUGUUGGCUGAGACCGAGAUGUGACUUUCCAUGUGGACUUCACACCAUUACAGUUGUCUGUGUCCCCAGCACCUGGCCCCAGAUAUCAGGCUCAGGCCCUAGAGGGAGGGGGUGCCUGGGGCUCUGGCAGCUCCCGGCAGUGUUGGGGGGGCGGGCGGCUCUGGAAGCUGUGACUGGACGAGAUAGCCCUGGGGGAGGGGGCACACUUGAACCCAGGGCAAUGCCUCUGGACUUGUUGGCAGCUGUGGCUGCAACCCGCUGGCUCGGAAGAGAUUUUAUGAACUCUACAA